Eublepharis macularius is the source of this 1496-nucleotide messenger RNA. It is a transcript of the gene SERPINF1, whose product is annotated as serpin family F member 1. The transcript is spliced from 8 exons. The coding region runs from base 122 to 1372 and encodes 416 amino acids. Gene Ontology annotation, molecular function: serine-type endopeptidase inhibitor activity. Lineage: Eukaryota; Metazoa; Chordata; Lepidosauria; Squamata; Eublepharidae. Gene Ontology annotation, biological process: negative regulation of endopeptidase activity; positive regulation of neurogenesis; negative regulation of angiogenesis. The record is from RefSeq and is a predicted model, not a curated record.
GAGGCCUGUGGGCUGGCAGGCGGCAGCAGCGCAUGCAGAUGUGGCCCCGUUCUCAGCUCCACUCUUUCCCUGCUCUCUCAUCUCACACAGGCUGGUCGCGGAGAGGUGGACAGGCACUACCAUGCAGGGACUGACAAUUCUUCUGUGGCUGGGACUUCUCAUCACCUCCUGCAGAAGCCAGGGGACUGAGCAGGAGCCUGCCAAUCCAGAUGCGGCGAACGCAGGGGGAGCAGAGGAAGAGGACGACCCCUUUUACAAGAUCCCCGUAAACAAGCUGGCAUCCUCCGUCUCCAACUUUGGCUACAACCUGUACCGUCUGAGAUCCAGCCAGACCCCCACCGCCAAUGUCCUCCUUUCACCCUUCAGUGUCGCCACAGCUCUCUCUGCCCUUUCGCUGGGUGCGGGAGAACGAACAGAAAACCUUCUGGAUCGUGCUCUCUUCUAUGACCUGCUCAACAAGGCAGAGCUCCACAGCACCUACCAGACACUCCUGGCCAGCCUCGCUGUCCCCGCCAAAGGCUUGAAGAGCAUCUCUCGCCUCAUCUUGGAGAGAAGGCUGAGAAUAAAACCUGGGUUUGUGAGCGACCUCGAGAAAUCUUAUGGAGUCCGGCCUAGAGUACUUACAGGAAACGCCCGCGUGGACCUGCAAGAGGCCAACAGCUGGGUGCAGCAGCGUACCAACGGAAAAGUCACCAGAUUCCUGAAGGAGAUCCCAACUGGAAUCAGCAUCCUGCUACUCGGAGCAGCGUACUUCAAAGGAAAAUGGAUGACUAGAUUUGACUCCAAAUUUACUAGGCUGCAGGACUUCCACUUGGAUGAGGACAGGGCAGUGAGUGUCCCUAUGAUGGAGGGCUCAAACACCCUCGUGAAGUAUGGCUUCGACUCUGAGCUCGACUGCAAGAUUGCUCAGUUGCCCCUGGAGGGGCGUGUCAGUGCCCUGUUCUUUCUGCCCCAAAGCGUGACCCAGAACAUGACACUCAUUGAGGAGAGCCUCACUUCGGAGUUUGUCCACGACAUCAACAAGCAACUGAAGACUGUCUGUAUGGAUCUGAAGAUGCCACGGCUCAAGCUGACUUCAGAGUUGGCCCUGGCUGGCACUCUCCAGGAAAUGCGACUCCAGGCACUCUUUGAGACCCCCGACUUCAGCAAGAUUGCUGCUAAGGCAGUCAAGCUGUCCCACGUGCAGCACAAAGCAAUGCUGGAACUGAACGAAGAGGGGGUCGGAUCUGUCGUCCUGCCACAGGCAGAGGACCCUUGCCCAACCGUUCUCAUAAAUUAUCACUUGGACAGACCAUUCUUGUUUGUGCUUCAGGACGAUGAGACAGGAGCUCUCCUCUUCGUUGGAAAAAUACUUGACCCCAGAAGCACUUAGGUGCCUCCUUCCACCAGAGCACCCCCCCCCCCCGGGGAAGCGGGCAGAUGAGUGUGCAUACACUUUCCAUAGACCACAAGUGUUUACGCCUGAUGUGCUGCAAUAAAACAGCUUCUGCUUUGAA